CCAGCUGUGAUCUUUAGGAGGAGAUCUGAACUUCAACAUGAGCUUUUCUGGGGAACCACACUCAGAGAAAAGCCAGAGUUUGAAUCAGUUAAAGGCAUCGGAAUCUCCUGUUCUCAGCCAUGUGUCCAUGAAGAGUGACCAUUCUAUGACGCCUUCCAUAGAUUUCAAAGAUGGAGAUGAUUUUCCUGCUUUAGGUCUGAAUCAGUUAAAGGCACCGGAAUCUCCUGUUCUCAGCCAUGUGUCCAUGAAGAGUGACUAUUCUAUGACGCCUUCCAUAGAUUUCAAAGAUGGAGAUGAUUUCCCUGCUUUAGGUGUCGAAAUGGGGAAAGAAGAAGAAAAACAGUUGGAGUCCAUAUUUAAGGAUCUGCAACACACACUGAUCUCUUUGGUGCAGAAAGAACUGAGCAUGUGCCAGAGGUUGCUGAGGGCAGAUUACCCAACAUGCUCUGAGAGAGGGGUGGAGGAUGAGGAGGAUCUGAGCAGUGUAAGAGAGUGGUUGCUGAAGAUCAUCCUAAACAUUCUGAGGAACAAGAAGCAGACAGACCUCGCUGACACACUGCAGACAAAGAUGGCUCCCAAAAAGCUUAAAUCCAAGCUAAUAGAAAAAUGUAAGCGAAUUAAUGAGGGAAUCUCACAGCAUGGAACAUCAACCCUUUUGAAUGAGAUAUACACAGAGCUCUACAUCAUAGAGGGAGGGAGUGGAGACGUGAAUAAUGAACACGAGGUCAGACAGAUCGAGACAGCAUCCAGAAGACCAGCAUCACAGGAGAAACCCAUCAACUGCAACGAUCUCUUUAAAGACAAACCAGUCCGAAAUGUUCUGACUAAAGGAGUUGCUGGAAUUGGAAAAACAGUCUCUGUGCAAAAGUUCAUUCUGGAUUGGGCUGAAGGAAAAGCCAAUCAGGACAUCCACUUCAUAUUUCCACUUCCGUUUAGAGAGCUGAAUUUCAUUAAGGAGACAAAGCUUGGUCUGAUGGAGCUUCUUCAUCACUUUUUUCCAGAAAUAAAGAAAUUAAAAUCAUUAGACUGUGAUGCUUAUAAAGUCCUGUUUAUAUUUGAUGGUCUGGAUGAGUGUCGACUUCCUCUAGAUUUCCAGAACAAUGAGAGAUUGUUGGAUGUAACAGAUAAGGCCUCAGUAGAUGUGCUGUUGACCAACCUCAUCAAGGGAAAUCUGCUUCCCUCUGCUCUCCUCUGGAUAACAUCCCGACGAGCGGCAGCUGAUCAGAUCCCUCCUGAGUGUGUUAAUCUGGUAACAGAGAUUCGAGGGUUCAGUGACCCUCAGAAAGAGGAAUAUUUCAGAAAGAGAGUUAGUGAUCAAACCCUGGCCAAUAGCAUCAUCACACACAUCAAGUCCUCUAGAAGCCUCUACAUCAUGUGCCACAUCCCAGUCUUCUGUUGGAUUGCAGCCACUGUUCUAGACAGAAUGUUGGGUGAAGCAGAGACUGGAGAGAUCCCAAAGACUUUGACUCAAAUGUUCACACACUUCCUCAUCUUUCAGAUCAAACAUAGGAACCAAAAGUAUCAUAAAAAAUGUGACCAUGAUCCUCAAAAGAGAAUAUUGGAGACUAAAGAGAAUAUUCUGGCACUGGGAAAACUGGCUUUCCAGCAGCUGGAAAAGGGCAAUCUGAUCUUCUAUGAGGAAGACCUGAAAGAGUGUGGCAUUAAUAUUAGAGAAGGAUCAGUGUGCUCAGGAGUUUGCACACAGAUCUUCAGAGAGGAAUUACUUCACCUGGGGAAGGUGUUCAGCUUUGUACACCUAAAUGUUCAGGAGUUUCUGGCUGCCUUAUAUGUAUAUAUCUCCUUCUUCAACAAAGAUGGAAAAGAACAGCUGGCCACUGAUCUCUCAGAUCUUUUCAACCAAUCCACAAUGUCAGACUUACUCAAGUCUGCAGUAGACAAGGCAUUACAGAGUGAGAAUGGACACCUGGAUCUUUUCCUUCGCUUUCUUCUGGGCCUUUCACUGGAGUCCAAUCAGACUCUUUUAUCUGGUCUACUGACAGUUGCUGAAAGAAGCUCUCAUCACAAAGAAGACACAGUCCAAUACAUCAAGGAGAAGAUCAGAGAGAAUCCUUCUACAGAGAAAUCAAUUAAUCUGUUCCACUGUCUGAAUGAACUGAAUAACCAUUCUCUAGUGCAAGAAGUCCAAGAAUAUGUAAACAGAAGAAAUCAUCAUCCUGGUAAAGACAGGCUUUCUCCUGACCUCUGGUCAGCUCUGGUGUUUGUGAUGCUGAACUCAGAUGAGAAGCUGGACAACUUUGAUUUGCAUGAAUAUCAUCCAUCAGAGGAAUGUCUUAAGAGACUGAUGCCAGUGGUCAAAGCAUCUACAAAAGCUGUGCUGUGUUUCGGUAACCUCACAGGGGAAAGCUGUGCAAAUCUGGCCUCAGCUCUCAGCUGCUCAAGCCUAAUAGAACUUGAUCUGAGUUACAAUAAACUGGGUGACUCCGGAGUGCAGUUGCUCUCAAAUGGACUGAAGAAUCCAAACUGUCAACUUAAGAUACUUCAUCUGAGUGGUUGUAAUCUCAAAGGGAAAAGCUGUGCAGCUAUUUCCUCUUCUCUCAGUUCAAACUACUCACAUCUAAGUACACUUAAUCUGAGUAACAAUAAACUGCUACAAGAUUCGGGUGUGAAGCUGCUCUCAACUGGACUGAAGAGUUCACACUGUAAACUGGAGAUACUGAUGCUCUGUAAUUGCAGUAUUACAGAUGAAGGUUAUACUGAUCUAGCUUCAGCUCUAAAAUCAAACCCCUCAUCACACCUGAGAGAGCUGAACCUGGACUACAAUAAGUCAGGAGAAUCAGGCGUGAAAUUGAUCUCUGAGCUACAGGAGGAUCCACACAGUAACCUGAAGAAACUGCUCCUCAACUUGCAAGCUACUCAUUAGAUGACACUUCAUUAGGGGUUAAUGUCCUCGAGGGAGCAUGCCUGUGUGUCAUGGCAAUGAGUCACCUGGAAAUGUUAAAAUUCAUUUGUAAAAAGAAAAAAACAAUUAAAAUAUAUUCACAAAAAAGCAUUUGUAAACAUUAAUAACUUUAGAUUUAGAAUGCAAAACAGAAGAAAUGGUAAUAGUGUACAUUUUAAAAGUGCGUCUACCUUUUUUCUGGUCACAGUCCAGUCAAACUUUUCUACUGUGAUUAAAAUCUGAGCUAUUGACCAUUUUUAAACUUUUAUAAUGUAAUCUAACAGUUCGUUCAGACCCCAAUAUUGUGGCCAAACAUCACCCACUCACAGCCCAGUCACACUCCAGUAUAAUAGUCAAAUCUCUCUUAGCUUGUGGCCUUUCCAGACUCCAGUACUGUGAUCAAAACGGUCCCAGUUUAUGGCUCAGUCAAACUCCACUUCUGUGGUUAAAAUUGUCACAGUUCAUGCUAAACUUCACUUCUGUGUAUUAAAAAGCUUCACAUUUAUGUCCCAAGCUGACUUGUCUGCUGUGGUCAAGUCUCCCAGCUUAUGGCACGGUCAUGCUCCACUAAUAUUAUCAAAAGUAUCACAAGCUCAUGAACCAAACUCUGAUACUGUGGUCACAUUUUGUGGCCCAGUCAGAUUCACUACCACGGUAAAGGUCUCCCAGCUUUUCGUCCUGUCAGCCUUCAAUAUCUCAGAAUACCUGUAAUAUCCGUAACAUCUAUUUAUAUCUUCUAAUUGUGUGUUUUACUGUUAUAUAGUACAUUUAAGCUAAAUUAGAGAGAUACUGAAUU
Astyanax mexicanus (Mexican tetra) is the source of this 3695-nucleotide messenger RNA. RefSeq names its product NACHT, LRR and PYD domains-containing protein 3-like. Gene Ontology annotation, molecular function: protein binding. The transcript is spliced from 10 exons. NCBI's taxonomy places the organism in Eukaryota, Metazoa, Chordata, Actinopteri, Characiformes, Acestrorhamphidae. Bases 38 to 2881 code for a protein of 947 amino acids. The record is from RefSeq and is a predicted model, not a curated record.